UGAGUAUUUGUCACCUGCUGUUUAAGAUUUAACAAGGGGAGACACACAGAAUUGCAACCAUGUCUGAAGCGCCUUCGAAACCAAAGUCAAAAAUCUCUGCCUCUCGCAGACUGUUCUUGAAGACCAAACUGCUACAGAAGGCCAUGAGUAUGCUGGAGAAUGAAAUGCAAGUCAGACAUGAUGAACGAGAGAGAAGCCUUGCUGAGAGAGUCCCAGCCCUCCAACUGUCAAGCAUGUCUUUGCAGGAACUACAGAGUCUUUGCAAGGGAUUACAACAGAAAAUUGAUCGGGUUGAUGAAGAGCGGUAUGACAUUUCUGUAAAAGUCAUGAAAAAUGAAAAGGAGAUAAAGGAGCUGUCUCAGAAGAUGGUUAAUUUGAAGGGCAAGCUGAAGAGACCAACCCUGAAGAAGGUGAAGUUGUCUACUGACGCCAUUCUGGGAGCUCUGCUGGGCCAUAAGGUCAAAGAGUCUGUGGACUUCAAGGCCAACCUCAAGACUGUGAAGAAAGAGGAGGAGAAGAAAGAGGAAGUGACAGACUGGCGUAAGAACGUGGAUGCCAUGUCUGGAAUGGAGGGCAGAAAGAAGCUGUUUGAUGCUGGGCAGUAGAUUUGAAAUGAAUAUCUUUGUUAAAAUGUUUACUGUUCUAUAACAGGUGGAACCACCGAAUCAUUUGACUUUUGUUCACUUUAUGAUGACAGUGAAAAUGAAAACCAGUAUAAUAAGUAGGUUCUGGCAAGUUCAUGUUUCAACUGUUUGUGAAAAUGGCAAUAAUGAACAUGUUUACUUUAUUAUACUUCUCAAGGACUACAUAUUGGUUUAUUUUCUUGCAAAAUGACAUAAUUCAAAGUGUAUUGUGAAAAACAUAUGUAUUAUAUAUAUAUUCAAGCAGAGUAAUGCUUUUGUAGUUUUUAGUAUCCAUAUGUAUUCAUGAACACAGCACCACUGUUGGAUGUCCAUAUCUGUGAUAUACAGUAAUAAACAGGUACUAAUCAGAGGAAAUGCAGACGGGUGUAUGUGCUAACAAGCAUGAAACUUUACACUUUGAUCCUGUUCCCUACAACAGCAUCUUCCGAAUCGUGGCAACAUAAAACAAGGAGAGCAUCAUGUGUUCUUGUGUUUUCCACAAAGACAUUCUGCCUGUUGGAUUGAGUAAGAGAAUGAAUACACUCUCCCUUGGGCAGCUAAUUUUGGCAGUCAAGUGUUCAUGAAGUCACUUCAAGGUGAGCAUCCUUGAAAAUGUAUGCGGAAUUGAAAUUCAGACAUUAUGAUGAGAAGCAAUGUUACGAAAUGUGCAUCAAAUAAUAAAGCGUAAUUGACAUUGC
Messenger RNA from Xiphias gladius (swordfish), 1321 nucleotides. RefSeq names its product troponin I, cardiac muscle-like. NCBI's taxonomy places the organism in Eukaryota, Metazoa, Chordata, Actinopteri, Istiophoriformes, Xiphiidae. The record is from RefSeq and is a predicted model, not a curated record. Bases 60 to 605 code for a protein of 181 amino acids. Gene Ontology annotation, biological process: muscle contraction. The transcript is spliced from 8 exons. Gene Ontology annotation, cellular component: troponin complex.